UUGCAUCUUCAAAUGGAUACGCUGCUGAGGCAUGACGGCAGGUCAUGUGUGCUGCUUCCCUUCCUAGACACAAACACAUUGAAAAGGCAUGGAUGAAGUGAUCAACUCCUGAAGCGGUUUUGCUCCCAAGAUUUGCCAGAGCUACCUAAAGGUGAACUGCAGAGAUGCCCAGCGAGAAGGCACGUGCAGAAAUUCCUAUGAUUAUGUAUGAACCGCGUCCUGAGCCCUAUGCACAAGAACCCUCUGCACCAGAGUACUGCAGCCAAGAAGGGGGUUAUGAGUAUCCUGCUCCCCCACCUUACUCCUAUCGGGAAACAGCCACCAUUGAGCAACCAGUUUACAUGGUGUCUCAGCCUCCAAUCAUCGUAGCAGGAAUCUUCUCAAGCAAACCAACAUCCACAAUAUGCCCUUCUUGCCGUCAGCACAUCACCACACAGGUCACCUACAGACUGGGCAAACUGUCCUACCUUCUGUGCACCAGCUUGUGCAUGGUUGGGUGCUGUUUUGGAUGCUGCUUCGUACCUCUCUUUGUGAGGAUCUUCAAGGACGCAGACCACUACUGCCCAUGCUGCCAUUUUCAUAUUUAUAGAUACAAGAGACUAUAGAAACAAAGUUUAUACAACCAGAUGGCAUCAAGUCUGUUUCCUAAUUGCAUAAGAUUCUACACAUAAAACUACUGGUAUGAAAUAUAUAAGAGUAGGCUUAGGUUCUGCAACACCCUUGCUGGUGAAUCUGUCUGAAGUUUACCAUCACAUAGUUGGACUUACUUUAAAACAAAAAGGCUUGAAGACUAUUUUAGUGUCAUUUGUAUUUAUGCUCUAUUUGAUUCAUUGUCCUGAGCUGUGAAGUGAUCAGCUCAUGACUACUUACUUAAGUGCUACUACUGCUGCUCUCAAAUCUCAAACCCAGCUGGAACACAGACUCUUCUGGACUUUUCAAUCCAUCACUAACCAAGACGUUUGGAAAUGCAUGUUUUAGGGAAGCACUUACCUUCUAUGCACUGGAACUGACUGGCUGGAAUUUCACCUCUCUCUGCUCUUCUUCAUAGUACUACCCCUGCAGAGCUGUGGGUGGUACACUGUAGCUGAUUAUUUAUUAACAAAACACUAAGUUAUGAAACUGUCUUUACUGUAUUACAUACAAGGUAAGAAAAUAAACUUGUUAUGGUUAGCAAUACUGGCAAAACAUCA
Molecule: messenger RNA, 1190 nt
Organism: Melopsittacus undulatus (budgerigar)
Lineage: Eukaryota; Metazoa; Chordata; Aves; Psittaciformes; Psittaculidae
Gene: LITAFD
Product: LITAF domain containing
Exons: 5
Coding region: 165-605 (146 amino acids)
Cellular component (GO): cytoplasmic side of lysosomal membrane; nucleus; cytoplasmic side of late endosome membrane
Molecular function (GO): zinc ion binding
Source: RefSeq, a predicted model, not a curated record